Messenger RNA from Triplophysa rosa, 4730 nucleotides. RefSeq names its product elastin microfibril interfacer 1a (gene emilin1a). The transcript is spliced from 8 exons. Gene Ontology annotation, molecular function: protein binding. The record is from RefSeq and is a predicted model, not a curated record. NCBI's taxonomy places the organism in Eukaryota, Metazoa, Chordata, Actinopteri, Cypriniformes, Nemacheilidae. The coding region runs from base 359 to 3442 and encodes 1027 amino acids.
UGUUUUGAGAGAGAGAGAGAGAGACAGAGAGAGAGAGAGAGACGCUCGGGAGUUUUUGGAUCGUCAUUUCUCCACGGCAGUUUCACAUUAUGACUGAGAAGGCGAUGAGGAAAACCGGAUACUUUUCAUUAGUGUUUCACUGCUGUUCGUGUGCCAUGGGAAUAUUGGUCGGAUCUUUUGAAAUGUACAGACACUCUGCGAAAUGAUGAGCGGUCCAUACGCGACUUAACUUGUGGAGAGUUAGUGCGUUAUUUCUUAAAGUGCUCCCGUUGCGUAAAAGCGCGUUUCCACGUUGAAGCCGUUCUGUUGGAUGUACCAUUUUGCGUUCUUUUUUCAUCAGGUUUUGCUUCUGUAAGUUAUGGCACUAUAUUCGUUUAACUUAUAUUCUCUGUUCGUAAUCACUUUGCCUGGAGUUAUUUCUGGAGCAGGAUCUUACGCAUCGCGAUACACUCAACAUGUGGACCAGAGUCAAGCAGCACUUAGUGGAUCUAAGGUGACCAGUAGACACAGGAACUGGUGUGCCUACGUAGUGACACGAAGUGUGAGCUGUGUAAUGGAAGAUGGGGUGGAGACCUAUGUGAAACCUGAAUACCAGCGCUGUCCUUGGGGGCAGUGUUCCCAUGUGGUUUUGUAUCGGACUUUCAGAAGACCAAGAUAUAAAGUUGCCUAUAAAAUGGUGACAGAGAUGGAAUGGAAGUGUUGUCAUGGUUACUCAGGUGAUGACUGCAAUGAUGUCACACACAUCAGCACAGGAAGACCUACAUCAACAGAUGCCGGGUCCAACCCAGAAAGUGUCCAAAUUGGUGAAGGUAGAGGUGAUAAUGACAAGAUCAGACAACUCGAGGAACAGAUUCAGAGCUUGAAUAAAGACCUUCACAACCUCCAGUCAAACUUACACAACAUGAAUCAAAAAAUACACGAGGAGUCUCGAAGGACAACCAUUAGUGGUGGAAAAAAUCUGGCCGAUGCUGCCCAGACAAUAAACAGCAUCCAGACCAAACUGGACAUGCUUGACAACAUGACACGGGUCCACGACAAGACUCUGACCAGCAUCAACAACCAUCUCGGGGGUGACAAAGGUAGCGGAAACGAGUUCGACAGCCGUUAUGGGACACUAAAAGAGGAGAUUCUAAGGGAACUGGAACGGCGAGUGACGUUGUCCUGCUCUGCCUGUCAAACCGGAGUGGAGAGCAUACAGACACAGCAACAGGAGGACAGAGAGAGGAUCCGAGCUUUGGAGAAGCACAUCAGCGUGAUGGAACAGCAUCACCGGCAAACUGUGGAGAUGCUUGAAAGGGACCUGUCACGCUCUCAAGGUUGCUGUGACUCGCUGAGUGUUCUAGACGGGAGGUUGGGUGCCAUUGAGAGGAAAGUCAGUUCCACGGCAGAGUCGUAUGAUAUUCUUAGAAUACUUCUUGAGAAGGGCAAUGGAGGUCGGGGAAAAGCAUUCGAUGAGAAACUGAACAGCCACCUUAGAGACCUGGAGAGAAGAUUCAAUGGGACCGUUAGAAAAACCGAGCAAAAAUGCUCUCAUACCGAGAUGAGCAUGAAAGAGUUUGUCCAGCGAGAGAUCGGUCAGAUAAAGAACUCUCUCCUUAAUCGAGAUGAUGAUCACGGUUACAGAAUAUCUACAAUGGAGAUAGAUGUCCAAGACUUGAGGGAUGCCAUUAAAGAUCACAAAAAUAAUGUGGAACAGCUAGGCAACAAAACAUUCGAUCUUGACAGCAGGCUUAAGUCAACCAUUGAUUUGUGCACCGAGACAUGCGGUCCUAAAGGGAGUGAGACAGCCGAUACUGUGAAAAGCCUGGAAUGGAAAGUCAUUGCCAAUGAGGAGGACAUUAAGACGUUUGACACCAAGCUGAAGGACUUAAGUGUGUCUGGUGACUCCCUUAUGAACCGUAUUAUAGAUCUAAGCCAUGACGUUCAAAAAAUUAAAGCUUGGACAGGAGACAAUGCAGAGAACUUCAACCAAAUUGUCGUAGAUGUGGAAAAUCUGGGACGUGAUUGUGAUGUAUGCAUUUUGGUAGAUACUGAACUUCACAACAUAAAAAACACAACCAGCAACACUUUUAACACAUUACAGGGAGAAAUUACAGAUUUACGUAAAAAAGUAGACUCUGAUGAGUAUGCUUGCUCGCAGGUUUGCUCAAACCUACAGGAGGAAGUUGGUAAAUUGAAAGAAGAGGUUGAUAAAUGCACGGGGCAAUACGAGAUCAACAUAAUGGACCAUCAAAAGAAAAUCGAUAAUCAAAAUACUUUAACUCGCAAGCUUGGCAAAGAUCUCAAGUCCGUUCAGGGUGAGCUCUCGGGGUUGAUCCAAACAUUCAACUCCAUCAAUGACUCUCUUAAAGAUCUCACCAACACCAUACAGAGGCACGGCAAUAUCAUUUCUGAUCUUGAUACGUCUAAGGACAAAAUCUACUCUGAGUUAGAUCAGAUCCAUGAAGAUUUAGCUAAGCAUAUAGAAGACAGUAAAGGGCGCUUUGAUGGCAUUGGACGUGAUAUCAGUAGCUUCAAUAGCAAUGUGAUGAUUGAGAUGGGUGAAUGCAAGCAUUCUCGAGAUGGGCUUGAAAAGAGGAUCUUGAAGAUGGAGGGUGUGUGCAACAGACUGGAUUUAUUGUCAGUGAACAUUCAGAGGAUCAAAGAUGGGUUGAGCAAACAUGUUUCUGGGCUUUGGAUGUGUGUUAAUGAGCUUAACACUACAGUGAUCUCUCAUGGUGAGGCCAUCAACAGCAUUCAAAAUGUUCAGUUGGAGAACUAUCAUGGCAUGAUGAACCUCAACUCCUCCAUACUGCAUGUUCUCAAGGAGUUCAAGACCUUUACUGAACAAGACUUCACGGGACCACCUGGACUCCCUGGUCCCAAAGGAGAGAAAGGACCCAAUGGACCACCUGGGCCACGAGGAUCAACAGGCAGAGAAGGACCACAAGGAAAAGUAGGGCCAAUCGGACCGCCAGGUCUCAGAGGGGAACAAGGACCUCCUGGACAGGACGCCCACGUCCCGAGACUGUCCUUCUCAGCAGCACUCACACGUCCACAAGCCAAUGCAGGCACUAUUGCCUUCAAUGAAGUCUUUGUUAAUGAAGCAAAGGCCUAUAAUGCAAAGACAGGUAUUUUUACCGCACCAGUGAAUGGACGAUACUUCUUCAGCGCAGUCUUGACUGGUCACAAAAACGUUAAAAUAGAGGCAGUCUUGUCUAAAUCCAAUAAGGGUAUUGCUCGUGGAGAUUCAGCUGGCUAUCAGCCCGAAGGCCUGGAGAAGCCCAUUGCUGAGGCGAGACACACUCCGGGCUCCCUGGUCAUCUUCAACAUCAUCCUACCUCUGCAGGAGGGAGAAACUGUUUGCAUUGACCUGGUCACGGGUAAACUCGCCCACUCUGAGGAGCCGCUUACAAUCUUCAGUGGGAUGUUACUCUACGAGGAGACAGAGGAUAUAUUAUAAGAACUUUCUGAGAAACUGAGGACAGUGAAAACAUCAAAUGUACAAAAUUUGCAUCUGGACAAACACAUGCAACACACAUACAUAAAAGUUUUACAUAUUUUUCAGUGUUGCAUCAAGAAUGUGAUACAACAUGCAGGUUGCAUUUCUAACAGGUCACAAGAAUAGGACAUGGAUUCCUUUUUUAUAUAUUAUCAGAACAAUUGACAGAUUUUUGUUACUUCAUUCUUUUUUUAAAAGGCAGGUCAUAUAUGUUUAUGGCUAUGUCAAAAGCACAAAGCAUUUUAUUUUAUUAAAGGCACCAAAUCACAUCAGACAUAAUUUCUUCCACCCACUGCAAGCUUGGUCACUACCCCUCAAGAUGUGCGUACAGUUCAUACUUCUGAAUCCAGAGUCAGAAGGCAAAUAUAUUUGCACAUAUCUUCCAUUUCUUUUUUAACACUAGAAACAAAGUCUCAAGGGCUUUUUCUCUUCAGAUGAAUGCAAUAAAAACUACAAAUCUUUAUUAUUUCCAAUUUCCUCUCAGCGUGAAACUUUCACAUUUGUGGCAAAUGACAUCAUUCAACCUCCAAAUUUGGAAAAUCAUCUAUAAAAGGAUGAACAAAUAAAGCAGGCUGUGCAGAGAGGGACUAUUUCAUGCCAGAUGCUAUAAAUAAGAAAACCUCUCUAGCUCAUGAUCCUGUAACUUUUCCAAAGCAAACUAUCAAAGUUGUUUACGUUAGAUGGCAAAACAGAUUUAAACCCAUUUUUGUCAAUGUUAUUUUUCUCUUCUGACUGCAGAUGUUCUUUAAAUGAACGAAGUAUAACAGCUCAGAAUCAGUAUCUUUGCGAAACAUCUGUGCGAUCUUGGUGGUCUGUGUCUAAUGUUUUCUUUAAUACAAAGGGAUUUUGAAGGGUUUUGCAUUGAAGAGUUCAGUCCUGUGAGACCAUUCAGUCCAUUUUAACCUCGAAACGAGAGUCAUUUCCUUAAAAGGAUCUAAAAAAUAUUACUUACGGUUUCAUUUUGCAGUAGCUCAGCUGAUUUGUUUAAUUUGGAAUUGGAAGCAGGUUCCAGCUGUUAACUCUUAACCUGAAGCGCAGAUUCACAUCUGAUUGUUUGAUAUCUGCCUUACUCUCACCACAGGCAUUACAUUACAGUAUUAUAAUUCAGAAAAAGUGUUUUUGACCACUGUGCACACCAAAUAGUCCUCAGCCAAUACUUUUUUUUAUUAUCAAUAUGUUUCUCACUGAAUGUUGAGUGUUGAAUAUACAGUAUAUUUGCAAUGUUGGUUUUUAAAUAAAAAAUAUUUAA